Messenger RNA from Vitrella brassicaformis, 2967 nucleotides. The record is from the annotation of a GenBank genome assembly. NCBI's taxonomy places the organism in Eukaryota, Vitrellaceae.
GUCCAUGUACACAUCAACAAGUGUGUUGUCUCUCGACCCGACCGAGUUGAAUGAAUGCCUCCACGCAUCAACCAGCACCCAAAUCAGACCAUGGCUCUCAUGACCGCCAACAAGAGACACGUCAACACCCAUUGCAACUACCCGUCAUCCCUAUCACCUCCCCUGCACGGCCAUGCCCAUCCGGAGGGCCUCGAUCUUCUGGUUCAGCUGUUUCUGCAUCUCCACGAACCUCGACAAAUCAGGGUCCUCACCCAUUUCCCCCGUAGGCGCCGAGCUUCCCUGCACAACCACGUCUGAGUCGCUGGUGCCCCUUCUCAGCCCCACAUUAUUGUUGACACUCAUGCGCAACCGCGGCCGCACGACAUCUACCGGGGCCUCACUCGCGGGCGGCACGGACGAUGCAGUGGUGGAUGUGCGGGCUGCCGGAACCGACGUGGGAAUAUCGGCCUUGCAUUCCACCGGCCGCUCCACACUCGCCUGGCCUUGCUCCAGCUCGUCGGCACGAGACACCGCCACUGCCUUGGCUCCCCCGUCAGCGCCACCCCAGCUCUCGUAAAGCGGUACUUGCUCGAAGGAUACAGAGAGGUCAAAUCCCACGUCAUGUGCAGCCUUUGGUUGAGGCGCCGACAACAGUCUGGGCGGCAUGUCCUGCCACUGGCGGGCCGGUGGCGGAGGCGGUGGUGGUGGUGGUGGGGGUGGCGAGGGAGAAGGAGAGGGCCAUGGGGAGGGCGAGGGGCUCCUUUCUUGCUGGCAGGAUGACCGCAGCUGCACCAGGUGGUUCUUCAACGCUGCAUUAAACGAUACAAAGAGGAAUAGGUGUCUGUCAUGAGGAAAGCACGGUCUCCCAUGUGUGGUCUGGUAUGUUCCCGCCACUCACCUUUGUUUGAUGCGCAAUAACGACGGAGGACGUGUUGCCUACAGAUCGACCCCACGGCAAGCCAGUCACAUGAUAGCACUGAGAGCACGCGUCUUCUCGCCUACGUGUUUCGCUCCUCACGCAUAAGCCGUGUCGUGAGAGACUCAAUCGUGGCACCAAUCAGUUCACGCUGGCAGGAACAGAAAGAAACGCCAAAUACGCUCGAUGGCUGCAAAAGAAAUGCAGCCUUCGCCUUGACUGCCUCCCUCACCUGCCGAUAGAUGUGCUGCAGAAGGCUGGGCGCGCCGACGUGGAGGCCAUCUCCCACCCCCUGCAGCACGCAGUGGCCACACGGAUGACACAUCGAGACACCCAUCGAUGGCUGCCUGUCGUCUGAUGGUGCGUGCAUACGUCAGCAGGAUUGCCAGCCGUGUGCUCAAUCAAAUCCAUCAACACAUCCAGCUGCAGCGAACUGACCGACACACACACACACACACACACACGAGGAAAGCAGCACUCUUCAUUCUGCCGUCGCAUCUCGUUCGUGUCUGCUCACAGCGAGUCGAGAUCUACGAGCAUACUGGGCUGCGGCACACCGAUCUCAACCGCCUCUUCCCCGCGCCCGUCACACUCCACCGACCCCCUCAAGUCACGUUCUCCCGUCAGCCGCAGGAAGUGUCUCCUCCUCUCGUGAUAGAUCUUCUGCUCCUCCUCAGUCAGCCGCAGGUGGUGGCUGGUGGCCGGAGAUGAGAGGAACGACGCACCGCGCCGGGCAGGGAUAAACGACGACGACGCGCGAGACUCGACGUCUGAGCGAUCGAUGGUAUGUGGGGGAUGGGGUUGCUGGAUGUCGGAGCGAUAAGUGGAGGUGGGGGGAUGUUGGGGCUGGAACGGUCGGCGCUUGGCUGCUUGUUGCGGCCUGAACGCAUGACAACAAACAUCCCAACGGACUCUGGGGCCACUCGCCGCACCCCACUGACCGUACCGUCUCUGUCUGAAGUUGUUCCACCAUCUUUUAGAGUAGUAGGUGGACCCUCCCCGCCUCUCCACAGCCCUCCCGUCCUUCUCACCCCCCCUCUUGAAGUGAGGGUCCCACGCAGGCGUCGCUGCCCCCUCAACUGAAUCGCCGGCGUCAACCCCGUUCUUAGUUGACGUAUUGUGACCGUUGUCAGCCCAUCUCGACCGCUCCAGUGGUGCGUGUGCCGCCGACAUGUCCAUGUGUGGCACAGGUGGGGGAGACGGGUGAUCGGACGGUGGUGAGCGAUCGGCUGGCGGCGGCAGGGCUUCUGGGGGGGAGUGGCUGUGGAUAGAUGGGGGAGGGACGGGACGAGACACAGAGGCAGCUGCAGCGCUGAAUGAUUAAUCACAAAAAGAACACACCGCGUUUCAUGUCUCACGUCAUAGCUGAUGGAUGGUGUGCACCUACUUGCGAUUCUGAUGCUGCUGUGAAGGCUGUGAGACCGUCAAGAAAGCCCCAGGUGGGUAGAGGUUUGGUGCCGAUGGCGUCGGCAGCGCUUCAGUGUUCUUGCCGCCCCUCACCCUCACCACACGUCUCUCGUCCUUGCCAGCAGGACUCAUAUGCAGUGGCGAUGCCACCCCAGCGCCGCCCCUCUGCCGCCUCCACACAUUCUCCUGCGGCACUUUGUCGUCCUGUCUGCCCCAGGCCCUCCUCCGACACGCCACAGUGGGGUCAGCCGACGACGGCCUCACCAGAUUGCUGGCCGGUGAUGUUUGAGCUGAGACGCCCACACAUGUGCUGGGAGGCCGGAGGGCGUCGAGAGAAGCCACCGAUGCCGUCAUUUCGGCAGGCGCAUUCAUCGCUGAUUCAGUCGCAGGCUGCCCGGGGUGGACGAGCCGUCGGGCUGAGACGGGGGAGGGGCUGUCCUGGUCGGUGACAUCGAUGCACAGGCGGAGAGCUGAGGCGCCUCGGCUCAUUUGCAGUGUCAGCAAGCAGCUACGGGCAAGCAGCAAGAAAGCCUAGGCGCCCUCAGGGAAGACGCUUGUUCAGCGAAGACCGCUGAUGGUUCUUCACGUCUUCGCACAGAACCAGCGAAAGAAAACCUUAAUUCAGAGAUAGGCUCAGCCCUCUCAGCCCUCUUCGCGCCUUUUCC